AUGAUUCAUGAGCAGAAAUUUAUUAAAGUCCAACAGGUCAUUGGUCAUGCUCUAUCUCUUAUUCGAUCUUAUAUUGAUCUGAAACAGUUGCCCAUGAGGAAAGCUCGAGAGUACUUUGAUUGGAAGCCUCCUCCAUCGGGUUGGCUGAAACUAAAUGUGGAUGGUGCUGUUUUUGGUGAUCUUCAUAAGGCAGGGGUGGGUGUGGUGCUAAGAGAAUAUGUUGACAUGGUGAUUAUGGCAGCAAGCAAGGUUGAAUUUGAAGUGAUUAAUGCUGAAGCUAUUGAAUCUUUUUCUAUUUUUCGCGCCUUACAGCUGUGUGCUACUAUGGGGAUUCAUAGUUUGAUUGUGGUAUCAGAUUGCUUGAUGGCUAUACAAGUGCUCAACUAUGAUAUUCCUUCUGAUGCAAUGUUGGAUCUAUUAUUGUGUGAAAUUCGAAAGUUGUUAAGAGUGUUUGGAGAGUGCAAGUUUCAACAUGUCUAUACGAAAGGUAAUCGGAUUGCUCAUAUUCUGGCCCAGUAUGCUUGGAACGUUGAGAAUAUCUCAACGUGGAAUGAUUGUUAUCCAAACUUUAUUUCUCAGGCUAUUUGGCUUGAUAAAUUUCUGUAA
Messenger RNA from Juglans microcarpa x Juglans regia, 606 nucleotides. RefSeq lists its product as uncharacterized. Bases 1 to 606 code for a protein of 201 amino acids. Gene Ontology annotation, molecular function: RNA-DNA hybrid ribonuclease activity; nucleic acid binding. The transcript has a single exon. Lineage: Eukaryota; Viridiplantae; Streptophyta; Magnoliopsida; Fagales; Juglandaceae. The record is from RefSeq and is a predicted model, not a curated record.